Molecule: messenger RNA, 1372 nt
Organism: Mesitornis unicolor (brown roatelo)
Lineage: Eukaryota; Metazoa; Chordata; Aves; Mesitornithiformes; Mesitornithidae
Product: ras GTPase-activating-like protein IQGAP3
Exons: 9
Biological process (GO): regulation of actin cytoskeleton organization; regulation of GTPase activity
Cellular component (GO): cytoplasm
Molecular function (GO): actin filament binding; GTPase activator activity; calmodulin binding
Source: RefSeq, a predicted model, not a curated record
GUCCAAGGUGGACCAGGUCCACGACAUCCUGACAGGGAACGCCACGGUGAUCCGACUGGUGGUCAGCUUCUACCGCAACGCGCGGGGGCAGAACGCCCUGCGGCAGAUCCUGGCCGGCCCUGUGCAGGAGGUGCUGCAGGACAAGACCCUCAGCAUCCACACCAACCCCGUGGACAUCUACAAGGCGUGGAUCAACCAGACCGAGUCACAAAGCGGGCAGAGAAGCAACCUCCCCUACGAGGUCAGCCCCGAGCAGGCUCUGAGCCACCCUGAGGUCCAGAGGAGGUUGGAUAUUUCCAUCCGCAACCUCCUUGCUGUGACGGACAAGUUCGUCUCUGCCAUCACCUCCUCCGUAGACAAGAUCCCCUACGGGAUGCGCUACGUGGCCAAAAUCCUCAGGACAUCCCUGGCUGAGAAGUUCCCCGAGGCCUCGGAGGAGGAGGUUGACAAGGCCGUGGGGCACCUCCUCUAUUACCGCUUCAUGAACCCGGCAGUGGUGGCCCCCGACGGCUUCGACAUUGUGGACGUUUCGGCGGGGGCCGCUCUGCACCCCAACCAGCGCCGCAGCCUGGGCUCCAUCGCCAAAGUGCUGCAGCACGCGGCCGCCCGCAAAACCUUCACUGAGGAGAACACGCACCUCUGCGGGGUGAACCGCUACCUGCAGGACACCCACCACCGGUUCAGGAGGUUCAUCGCUGCCGCUUGCUGCGUCCCGGAGCCGGAGGAGAGGUUUAACAUGGACGAGUACUCGGAGCUGGUGGCGGUGGCCAAGCCGGUGAUUUACAUCACGGUGGGGGAGCUCAUCAACACGCACAAGCUCCUGCUGGAGCACCAGGACUCCAUCGCGCCGCAGCACGGAGACCCCUUGCACGAGCUCCUGGAAGACCUGGACGAGCUCCCGACGGUGCCGUCCCUCGUGGGGGAGAGUGUUCAGAGCCUGGCGGAUGGAGAGCAGGGGAUCUCCCAGCUCAGCAGAAUGGAAAUCUCCCUCACCCUCACCAGCAAACUGAUGCCGGCGGCCAACAGCGAGGAGAGCGAUGGCAGGAGCUUGCUGCUGAGCACCAAGCAGAUGCUGGUGGACGUGAUCCAGGCGCAGGCAGGGGAUUCCCUCAUGGAGAUCCUGCGGACGCAGGCGUCGGAGCAGGAGGUGGGGAGAAGCCUCCCACGACCUCCUCAUGUGCCGGCGGGCGCUGCGGGGCGCCCGGACCCCCGCCACCCUGUGGCGCCCGCGCUCGGCGGCCGCCCCGCCGACAGCCGCCUGUCCCUGGAGGAGAAGAAACGCAAGAUCAUCCGCAACCUGCGGCGCUUGGAGAGCCUGGGGCUGCUGGACCCUGCCCAUCAACACCAGCAGCUGCUGGACGAGCUGGCCAAG